GCUGCGGUUUUUGCUAUGACCUUUGACACGACAACAUGGCGGCACUCUUGAAAAUUUGAAAGUUUUUUUUUGUGCAUCAAACUCGGUUAUUUCUUCCACAAGUUGAAAGCGAUCAGGCAAAUCAACUCAUCAGACAUCGUGGGGAUAAGGAAGAGAAGAUAGAAAAUGUUAAAGAAGAGAAAGAACCCAUCAUCCAACAAGGGGUUCCCAUCAUUUGAGUCCUUCCAUGAGGAGGCAGGGAGCCACGACCAGCGCAGACAGGGAGGUGUCAGAUCAGCUGCUUCUUCAAGUACCAAGAGGCUUCACAGCGAGUGGUCCAAAGCUGGAGAGGGAUUUGCAGGUUUCAGUCUUGAUCCUGAAGCACAUGAUCAUAACAAACCCCACAGCAGGAAAAGACCAAGAGUAGGGUCCUGGGAUCAGCCAGGGGUCUGUAGGCAAGAGAGGAACCCAAAUACCUCUGAGGAUAUUCCCAUUGAGUGGAGUGAAAGUGAGGAUGAGGCAGAGCAAGAAGCUGACAGCUUAUCAGACAUUGUUCCAUUGUCUCCUGUCCAAUCAGCUUCACAGGAAGAAGACAACAUUAUCAGCUCUGACCAAUCAGAUGCAGUCCUUCCUGCACGGUCAGAAAUCAGCCAAUCGGAGGCCAGUACCAUAUCACAUCACAGCCAAUCAGAACCCACACCUACUAUUGUUGACCAAUCAGGAUGCACCUCACCUAGUCCAAUCAGCCCCAAAAGUAUGGCAAGACAUACAAUUCCUAAAGUUCUAGGAGCUUCAAGACUUAAGAGGCGUUCCCAUGUUAGCAGUAGUCCACAAUCUUGUGCAAAGGUUCGGAGUUCUGUGGUACAGAAGCUGUUGUCACUGAAACCUGAAGUAACAGCAGAGGAUGUAGAGAUCUCUGACUAUGAAUCUGCAAGUUCUGACGAGGCAGAUGGAGACAAGGCUGUGUCAUCCUUAGAGGUGGCCACUGGUUCAUCUGUGUCCAUCUCAACCCCUGAUGCCUCCCCAGCCAAUCCCAUCUCUGCUUCAAAGGGCUCACCAAAGACAGGCUCUGAUUGGCUGAAGAAGGUCCAAUGGCAAAUCAGCUCACCCAAAGAUGGAGACAAUGAGGAGGAGCCAAGAGGCCCUUUAGACUCAACCAGGAAAGGCAAGAAGUUUGUCAGGGGAGGGUUUGCUGAGCAGCUGCAGAGACUACAGUCCCGAGAACGUGCCUCUAUCACCUUCUGGAACCACAAGGUAGCCAACUCGACAUUUGACCCCUCAGACCAAAAGACAUGCCUGGUGGUGAAGGUGCUCAGCUCAUGUGUGGAGUGCAGUGUGCACAUCACCAAGUGUAAAACCCUGUCUGGUCACAACCUUCUGGAUGAUCCACAAUCUCCAUAUGUGAGCGUCCUGUUCAACAAACAGACGGCUGAACAACUUGGACUGAUGCCGGGAAACACAGUGGCCAUAUAUCCACCCUGGCAGAAGCUGAGUAUUCCUGCACAUGACUACCCAUUUCUGCUGUGUACAUACUACUGUCAGCCUGUGGCAGAAGGCACUGCUGACAGUCAAGAGAACCUGGAGGUUGAACAGAGUGAGAUUAAAGGCCCAGCCCCCAGUCUGGUGACCAACUUGUCACCACAGAAAGCCCAGACGGUCCACUCCAUGCUGACAUCAACCAGGAAGUCCCUCAGGCCCUCCAAUCUGUUCCCUGCUGGCACCUCUACAGGAGAGGCCGGUACAGCAGCUGAUGAGGACAGCUCAGCAGGACACAACAGGCUGUACUCUGUAAGAACUGGUCAGGAGAGGCAUCAGGCAGUCAGGUCAUUUCUUGAGGCAAUUGAGGGGUUGUCAGGUAGAGCAUCACCAGGCUUACAUGUGGUGGCUACUGUACAGAGAGUAUGGUGCCAGCGGCAUCAAGUCACCCUAGGACAACAGGCACUGCUACUGAGGGCAGCCAAGACACAGACAUCAGUGGCAGAGCCCACACAGGAGCUCAGGUGGCACCUGCUGUUAGAAGAUGGACAUGGGGCAUUCUGUGAGCUGCAGGUGCCGAACGUUCUACUGCAGGAGGAGGGGUGGGCAGCAUGUUUACAUGGAGGGGAGGGGAAAGAAUGGGUGUUUUCUGGGCUCAGAGUUACUCAUCGGGCCAACAGGAGUCGAAUGCCUACACUGUUCAGUCUGAUUGAUUCCGUGUGGUCAGACAGCACAGCCAGGGAGUCAUGGACCUCUCAACAAGACAGUGAACAAUCAGAGAAUGCAUAUGUGAGCAUGCCAACGUGCCUACCCCCAAGUUUCUGUUACUUGGUGUCGGCCUGGCCAGGAGAGAGCAGAGUGGAGCCCCCUGAGGACAACCUCACCAGCAGUACCAGGGACGGCAGUGGGCAAUCCAAAGACAGUUCCAUCUCUGCCAUAUACAAGUCUGCACAGGUUGUAAUGCUUGCAGACAGUGAGGAGACUGUUGCAGACUCAGCAAGGAUCAGCCUCUAUGUUAAACUGAGAUUUUGGAGAUCACAGCCAUCUGGAGACAGCAAUUCUACAAUGGAGACAGGACGUGUUCUAUUUGUGUGGGAUGGCUCCACCACAGACUCCUCCCAACCAUAUUCCAAAAUAAAUGUACGACAGUCGUGUGUCAUCACAGAACAAGUCAUGAACCUGAUGAAGCAGCCUGGUGCCUGCUUGUUUUUGAAGGAUAUACUCUGGGAGAAAGGUCGAGUGUUAACUGCAGAUGUCUGUAGUGUUCUACACCAGGCCUGUCCAGAGGGUGUUGUUACAGAGUGGUGGCAGAGGGUCACCCCUCCACAUGUAUGGAACAGUCUGGCUACAGCUGUGACUCCUGGACUACAAGUCGUCACCUCCUCUGCUAACCUCCACAGUCUGGUACAGGUUCAAGGUCAGGUACUCAGUGUGGAUGAGGAGACAGCCUUCUCAUGGCCAGAGUGUGACACCUGUGGUAACAACAGACUCAUCGAACAAGGAAGCUUACUCCAGUGUCCAACUUGUGAUAAGACUGUCACUGAACCACUGACCAGAAUGAGCCUUGAGGUGUACGUGGACUGUCCAUCUCUGGAAAAGUCUGGUAUUGUCAAAAUUAAGCUGUUACAGGAUAGUAUUCAGCAGCUACUGUCAAACCAACAGGCUGAUGAUGAGGGUUAUGAGUUACAGGCAGUAUUGGGACAGGAGCUGAGGCCUGUGGAUGGGUGCCUGACAUCCAUCAGCAGGGACUCUGCAGCGGAGAGGGUCUUCAUGGUAGAGGAAAUACCACAGCUGCAGGAUGUUACAAUGACCACUGAGUCAUGAAUAUGUUAUGAAUCAGAUGAAUGUGCACUUGGCACAAGGAAAGUUAUGAACUUGUUUCUACAUAAUCAUAUAAGAUACUUUUGGGGUGCUGGUAGCUGCAAAAGUUAUCAUGGUAAACUAAGUCUAGGUGACUUCAUUUACAUGUUAUGUUACUGAAAGUACAUGUAGUAUACAUUGUAUACUUAUUUUAGAUGAAGCAAGAGUUCUAGUAUUACUAGCAGUGAGAAGUACCUCCUUUUUUAAAAAGCAACUAAAACAAAGAAAGCCAUUAAGUGAAUGUUGCUUAGAUUUUUCAUUCAUCUUUUUGCUAUCUUUACUGAUAAUGAUUAUGAAUGGAUUCUUGUUGUCUCACCACUCCUCUAAAUUGGUAAUAGCAAUGUUUAUAGAUGGUGUACUACUUGACACCAGUUUCAACAAUGUUUUCCUUGAAUGGGGACUGGUAUUAAAGUUAACUUCCUCUUACCAUAUACUGAUCUGGUGUUUGUCUGGGAAUGAAAGCUAAGACCCAGAGGAAUGUAACUGCUGGUAUGUUGUGUGAGCUGUGACUAAGAUGAUGCCAUCUGGGAUGUAUACUGAAGAUAGAAUGAGUAAUGCAACGAAUGUCGGGGUGGUUGCAUGAUUUCUGAUAUGCGAUGCAACAAAGAAUGUGACUGUCUAAAUUAG
This is a messenger RNA of Branchiostoma floridae (Florida lancelet), 3942 nucleotides long. Its product is annotated as DNA repair-scaffolding protein-like. The transcript has 21 exons. NCBI's taxonomy places the organism in Eukaryota, Metazoa, Chordata, Leptocardii, Amphioxiformes, Branchiostomatidae. Gene Ontology annotation, cellular component: nucleoplasm; nuclear chromosome. Gene Ontology annotation, biological process: double-strand break repair via homologous recombination; regulation of establishment of protein localization to chromosome. The coding region runs from base 166 to 3279 and encodes 1037 amino acids. The record is from RefSeq and is a predicted model, not a curated record.